Molecule: messenger RNA, 567 nt
Organism: Penicillium egyptiacum
Lineage: Eukaryota; Fungi; Ascomycota; Eurotiomycetes; Eurotiales; Aspergillaceae
Source: the annotation of a GenBank genome assembly
AUGGUUCGGAUAAGCGAGGCGAUCAAAGACGAUCACCGGAAAUUGGAAUCUUGUUACAAUAUCAUCGUCAACUCCGAAGAUGAAGAUGAACAGGCUCGAUUUCAGAAUCAGUUUACCUGGGAACUCGCACGACACUCUGUCGCCGAGGAGCUAGUACUUUUCCCUGCAAUGGAAAAGCUUCGAUCUGCCGGGAAGGAGAAGUUAGAUGAUGAUCGGCGUGAACAUUCAGCGCUCUACGUUUUCCAGGACCUAAACUCCUCCGAUCCACGCUUCAUCCCUACAAUUACGAUGCUGAUGGAAGGUCUUGCCCGGCAUAUGCGAGACGAAGAGACAAAUGACCUGGUUAUAUUGGAGGAGUCCCUCACGUCUGAUGAGAGCGAGAAGUUGGCUGAAUCUCUCAGUCGCACUAAAAUGUUCGUGCCCUCUCGCUCGCAUCAGUAUGACUUUGGCAACCCGCACUAUGAGACUGUAGCCGACCUGCUUACAGCUCCCCUGGAUCAUCUCCAGGACCUGUUUCGAAGGUGGCCAGAGGAGGAAAGCAUUCUAACAUCGCCAAUAAUGGAGUAG